Molecule: messenger RNA, 1379 nt
Organism: Oryctolagus cuniculus (rabbit)
Lineage: Eukaryota; Metazoa; Chordata; Mammalia; Lagomorpha; Leporidae
Gene: TXNL4A
Product: thioredoxin like 4A
Biological process (GO): mRNA splicing, via spliceosome
Cellular component (GO): spliceosomal complex; U4/U6 x U5 tri-snRNP complex; U5 snRNP
Source: RefSeq, a predicted model, not a curated record
CGCGCCCCCAGGGCCGCCGCCCAUUGGCCGCCGCCGCGCGCCGCGUCCUGACGCACGCCGCACGCACUGCGUCGAGAGCGCGCACGUAGGCGUCGCGCGCCCGCGCUGUAGGUGCUGUGGUUCGGGAGACUGUGGUGUUGCCGGAAGGCGUCGUCCCCGUGCCCGCCAUGUCGUACAUGCUCCCGCACCUGCACAACGGCUGGCAGGUGGACCAGGCCAUCCUGUCGGAGGAGGACCGCGUGGUCGUCAUUCGCUUCGGACACGACUGGGACCCCACGUGUAUGAAGAUGGACGAGGUGCUGUACAGCAUCGCGGAGAAGGUUAAAAAUUUUGCGGUUAUUUAUCUUGUGGACAUCACAGAAGUGCCCGACUUCAACAAGAUGUACGAGCUGUACGACCCGUGCACGGUCAUGUUUUUCUUCAGGAACAAGCACAUCAUGAUUGACUUGGGCACCGGCAACAACAACAAGAUCAACUGGGCCAUGGAGGACAAGCAGGAGAUGGUAGACAUCACCGAGACCGUGUACCGCGGUGCCCGCAAGGGCCGCGGCCUGGUUGUGUCUCCCAAGGACUACUCCACCAAGUACCGGUACUGAGCCUCGGCGAAGCCAUGGGGCCGUCCCCGCGCGGGGAUGGUGCAGAGCGCCUCAGGCCUUGGGAAACAGCCGCGCCCGAGGCCUGGAGCUCUUUGCAGCGCCCAGCCGGCCGUCCUGCUCCGCGUGCUUAGCCGUCUGCGGAAGGCGCUGUUGUGUCCAGCUGUGGAGGCAGGAAGCCCACGGGGCAGCCUGGGCUCUGUCUGAGGCCGUGGCACAGGGUCUUCUGCCUGGCUCCUGGUGCCUCCUCCUGCGCGCCUCCGUAAGGACACAGCCACGAUGGACGGCGGCCCACCUGCCCCAGCUGCCCCAGCACGAGCUCCCGCCACUGACUGCGUCUGGGCUGACCUGUUGCUGGGUGGGGCUGCAGUGUGCGGUCCUGAGGCUCGUCCAGAAUGCUGCUCUCCCCACAGGGGCUGGCAGCGCUGUCGUCACGGCCUCAGGCACACUGUGUCCUGUCCGCAUGGUGAAGUCCCUUUCAGGGCAGGCCUUCGGCCCAGCGGGCUAAGGCAGCACCCGCAGCACUCGAGCCCUGGCUACGCUGCAUCUGGUCAGCUUCCUGCUAGUGCCCUUGGGAAGGCAGUGGAUGGCUCAGGUGUUGGGGCCCCUGCCACCAUGUGGAGGCUCAGACGGAGUCCCUGGUUCCUGGCGUCAAUCUGGCGCUGCCCCAGCUGGUGUGGGCAUUUGAGGAGUGAACCAGCGGACAGGAGAUCCCCAUUUCUAUCCCUCCCUCCCUCUCUGCCUUUCACAUAAAUAAAUAAAUAAAUCUUAAAAAAAAAUGGAAAA